This is a messenger RNA of Oryzias melastigma (Indian medaka), 639 nucleotides long. RefSeq names its product cell surface A33 antigen-like. The transcript has 4 exons. Lineage: Eukaryota; Metazoa; Chordata; Actinopteri; Beloniformes; Adrianichthyidae. Bases 85 to 639 code for a protein of 184 amino acids. The record is from RefSeq and is a predicted model, not a curated record.
CCUACAUACCUCACCUCACAGGUGAGUUCAGGUAAGGUAGGUGGGCGGAGUCCUAAAGAAAAUAUCAUCGCAGCAGCAGGAGUGAUGGCGCUCCUCGGUUCGGUUCUUGUCCUCGUUCUGGUCGGUUCUUCUGUUUCUGGAACAUCAGAUCUGAGGAUCACUGCUGGAUCUGGAGAUGACGUCACUCUGAGAUGUAGAGAUACAAACAUCAAUGAGAAUUUCCUUCUAGGAUGGAUCAAACCAAACCUGCAGGGAGAAGAAACUGUGUUUUUAUACAGGAAUGAUGGAAUUCUACUGGAUCAGGAUGAAUCUUUCCAGAACCGAGUGUCUCUGAAGGACCCUCAGAUGAAGGAUGGAGAUCUGUCUGUAGUUCUGGAGAACGUGAAGAUUAAUGACAACGGAACGUACGAGUGUAGAGUCAUACAAAGAAAUGAUUCACAGAGAAGAUGGAAUCUGAUCUCCACCAUCGGUCUGCAGGUGUCUCCUCCUCCACGAGAGGAAGGAGAACGAGGAAAUGACGAUGGAGUCAAAGAAGGAGACAGUCGUGGUCGUCUUGGUCUGUCCACUGUAUCUUCAAAGAGGAAAAAGCUUCAAACCAAAGUUCCAACAAGCAUCAGAAUCCUGACCGUGAUCUUCUGA